Messenger RNA from Cylindrotheca closterium, 2226 nucleotides. The record is from the annotation of a GenBank genome assembly. Lineage: Eukaryota; Bacillariophyta; Bacillariophyceae; Bacillariales; Bacillariaceae.
AUGAGUAAUGCCAGCCAGAGAAUCAUUCCGCUCGAGGAGGGAUGGAAUGAUGAAAUCAAAGCGAAGGCAAUCGACAAGCUGGAAGCUUUAUUGAACGGAGGUUUGGACUCCGGUCAAGCAAGCAUGUUUGGGCCAAGAGAAUAUGUCCAAAUCUAUACAACUUGCUACGACAUGUGUACCCAGCGCUCCCCUUACAAUUGGUCCCGCGAGCUAUACGAUCGUCAUGGUCAAACCAUCGAGCGCUACCUGACUUCAAAUGUUCUUCCUGCUCUCCGUGAAAAGACAGGUCAAGGUGGUACAAUUUUACUCCGAGAACUCAAUCAUCGAUGGACGAAUCAUCAAAUUAUGAACAAAUGGCUGAAAAAAUUCUUUACCUAUCUUGAUCGGUACUACGUCAAGCAUCACAGCCUACCAACCCUGAGCCAAUCUGGUCUCCGCCGGUUCCAAACGCAUGUCUACGAUGAAAUGAAACAGGACACAACAACUGCGAUCUUGGGAUUGAUCAACGAAGAACGAGAGGGAAAGAUCAUAGACAAGAGCUUAAUCAAGAGCAUAGUCGAACUCUACGAAAGCAUGGGUAUGGGGACUCUGGAUGCAUACAACGCGGACUUGGAGGAGGCGCUACUCUCUGCAACCAGAGAAUAUUAUGCCAAAAAAAGAGAUUUCUGGAUCAAUGACUCCACACCAGAGUACCUCGUGAAGGCAGAAGAAGCUCUCAAUGAGGAGAGGAAUCGUGUCGCGGACUACCUCAACUCCUCUUCAGAAUCCAAGAUCCUCAAAGUCGUGGAAGAGGAAAUUCUAGAAAAGGUUGAAAUGGUCCUGCUAGAGAAGGAGACUUCUGGUUGUCGUGCGCUCUUACAGAAUGACAAGUCGGAGGAUUUGCAGCGAAUGUUCCGUCUUUUCUCCAGACUUGAAAAUGGAUUGAAUCCAAUGGCCUCAAUCGUGCAAAGUUUCAUUUCUACGAUGGGAGAUGAUAUCACCAACCGUCGACAAGCAAGAUUGGACGGGGGAGAAAAGGACAAGAACGAUGAUCCUCGCUUCGUAAAGGCACUAAUUGCUUUGCACGAAAAAUACCUAGGAGUUGUCAAGAAGGACUUCUCUGGCCAUUCGCUUUUCCAAAAGGCCCUCAAGGAUGCCUUCGUUGAAGUUGUAAACAAAAACGUCGGACAGUACACCAACGCGGAGCUAAUGUCGACAUUUUGCGACCGAAUCCUCAAAAGUGGUGGCGAGAAGCUGAGCGAAUCUGAAGUAGAAGAGACUUUGGAUCGCAUUGUUCAGAUUUUCUCGUACUUGACUGACAAGGACAUGUUUGCCGAAAUCUACCGCAAUCAAUUGGCCAAGCGCCUUCUAAACCAACGCUCGACUAGCAACGAUGCCGAAAAGCUAAUGAUUGCCAAAUUGAAGAUGCAGUGUGGAACACAAUUCACGUCGAAGAUGGAGGGUAUGCUCGCUGAUCUUGCUGUUGGAAGUGAGCAACGAACUGAAUUUGAACAGCGCAUGCGAAGUGUUGACACGAAACUUGAUUUCAGUGUUCAAGUGUUGACCACUGGGUUCUGGCCAUCAUACAAGAGUCCCCAAGUUUCUCUCACUCCCGAGAUGUCCAAGUGUAUGGGUGUUUUCAAAGAGUGGCACGACACGAAACAUCAAAAGCGAAAGCUCUCUUGGAUGUUUUCGCAGGGAAAUGCUUCGGUCAGAGGCACCUUUGGGAAGAAGUCAUAUGAUCUACAAGUGUCGACUCUGCAGGCCAUUGCCUUGAAUGCGUUGAAUGACGGUAUCACUCUCACCUUUGAAGAAUUUUCCAGAAAGCUCAACCUUGAUCACGCCAUCAUGAAGCCUCUCAUGCACUCACUUUCUUGUGGAAAAUACAAGGUUGUCAGAAAGACUCCUCCAGGUAACAAGAUCAACGCCUCUGACAAGUUUGCUGCAAACGCCAAAUUCACUUGUAAUAUGCGGAAGAUCCGCAUUCCCAUGGCAUCUUUGGACUCGUCAUUCAACACUAAACGCGUUGAAGAAGAUCGUUCGAUUGCUAUCGAGGCUGCAAUUGUGAGAAUCAUGAAAGCGAGAAAAACACUACAGCAUCAACAGCUGUUGUCUGAAGUUUUGGCUCAACUUGCGUUCUUCAACCCGAAUCCUCGCGUCAUCAAAAAGCGCAUCGAAGCUUUGAUUGAUCGCGAGUAUCUUGAGAGAAGCGCCGAUAAUCCACAUGUAUACAACUAUCUGGCAUAA